CGCCUUCGUUUGGCCGCCAUUCGGCGCGUACCCUUCGCGCAUGUGCAUGCCUCGCGAGUGACAUUAGUGACAGUUUAACCCCAAAAUGGCGGCCAAAUUUUACGUUUUGUGUGUACUGCUAAGUGUGGGCCUGGUGGCAGGCGCUCGUCCCCGACCGAGGCUGCAGCAGCCCAUUCAAGAUGAAUAUGACUACGAACCGCAAGCUCAGGAACGCGCCGCUGGAGACCAGGUGGUGCUAGUAGCAGCGGACUCCUACGACGGACUGUACCGCGCCGCGGACAGGCUGGACGACGAAUAUGAGCCCCGAGCUCUGCCCCGCCAUCAACCUAGGCUGAAGCAGCAGCAGCAGAUCCAGGAGGGACCCAAGCAGCCACCCGUGCAGACUAUCAGAAACUACAACAAGGUUAACGAUGAUGGUAGUUUCACAUUCGGCUACGAGGCUGCCGAUGGAUCCUUCAAGGAAGAAACCCGAGGAACUGACUGCGUCGUACGCGGCAAGUACGGAUACGUCGACCCCGACGGUAACAAACGAGAGUUCACAUACGUGUCGGGCAACCCUUGCGAUCCUAACAAACCUGAUGAGGAAGAACAAGAGGCCGCAGCUCCCGACUCUGCGGAAAGAGAUGACCCCGAACCAAACUACCCCAGACGACCAAUAGCGGCUCCCAGGCCAACGACCCCACGACCCCCUACGACCUUCUUCCAGAACGAUUUCCAAGACGCUGAUGAAGAUGAGGCCGAAGAGGAACCCCUACAGCAUAUCAGACAGAGAGUGGUUCAACGCCCUCAGCCUGCGAGGAGGCCCACCUACCAAGCUCAACCAAUUGCUAUCACUCCCCGCCCUGUCCAAGUCACAACACCUAGAACUCUGCCCCCAGCGACCACAUUCAGGCCCCAGCUCGUCCAAGUGACCGCUAAACCUCAAAUUCAAUACAGCCCUCAACCCAACUACUCGCCUUCUCCCGCUCCCGCUGUCAUUACCACCGUCAGUCCUUCCAGACCUGGCCAGAUCGACUUUGCUGCCGAAUUCGCCAAGUUCCACCGUGAAAACCAACAAUUGCAAUCGACGACAUCAGCAGGCGCCAAUCCUACAAAAGCCACUUCUCUUGCCUCACCUUCUCCAAGUGGCAAUCCUCUGUACUCCACCGAGCUGGUGUAUGAUCCCUCAAGCGGUUCCUACAACACUCAACUGUACCAGACUUUACCUCAAACUAAGGGAGAACUGAACUUGAACCAGAGACUGCAGCCUUACGUGGCCACCCAGCAACAGCAGCCCAGGCCGUUCGUGCCCUCUCCUCAGAUCCCGUCUGUGCCUACUGCAGCUGCUCCUAGCGGACCUCUGUUCAGACACCAGAUUCAGAACCCCCAACAAGUGUACCAGAGGCAGCAAGCUGAGAACCAGUUCCAGAACUCGCAGCAGCUGUUCGCUCAGCAGCAGCAGCUGCAGCAGAGUCAGCUGCAGAGAGACCGAGCGGCCGCGCGGGCGCAGGCCCAGAGACUGCAGAUAGCGUCACAGGUGCAGGAGGGCGCUCCAGGGCAGUUCUACUACGUGGCACCCCGCGGCGAGUCCGCGUCCUCGGGACAGAUCGACGCCUUCCUCAGAGGGCACGGCAUCCAGUUUUAGUCCCUAGAACUAAGUUAGCUGAGCUAGUAAAUCGCUAUCGACCAGUCAGCAACAGUCCCCCCGUCAGGCCAUAAAGCAAUGUACAACUCUCGGACUGGUCGCAUAGUACAUAGAGUGCGAGUGUGUAUGUCUAUAUCUAGUGUCUAUGGACGGACAGUUGUGGUCCCGUGUACAUAAUAUGCUGUGUCUAAUCAGUACCUUAACGUAAUUCUAGUAAAUAGUGUUUUAAGUAUAAAGUAAAAAAAUUGUAACGUAUGGAACGAGUUUCGUGCGCGACAGUCCCCGACGCGCGCUG
This is a messenger RNA of Spodoptera exigua (beet armyworm), 1919 nucleotides long. NCBI's taxonomy places the organism in Eukaryota, Metazoa, Arthropoda, Insecta, Lepidoptera, Noctuidae. The record is from the annotation of a GenBank genome assembly.